CGUUAAUCAAAGUGUCAUUCCUGCCAUGAAGCCGUGUUCACAACUAUCCAUCCAUCCAUCCAGACAAGCCAAUGAAUCCCGCUGCACCACACACAAACUUCUCCUCACCCCCGCCCCGCCCCUCUUGUGUGGCUAGGUCGAUGGCCCGGCCGAUGGCGGCCCUGCACUGUCAUCCGGGUUGCCGCUGCCUCGUCCACCACCACCACCACUCCCGCCCCCAUUCCUCCGCUCCUGCUCGGCCGACCACGCCGGCUUGUUCAUGUGCGCACCUCGGCCCAGCGCUACCAGUAUCCCCCGCCCAGCUGCUCGCGCACGAGCAGCCGCCGAAGGGCCACUCAGGGCAGAGCUGCUGUUGCUGCUGGUGUUGCUGGGCUGAAUGGACGGAUCCGGGAGAGGGGGCCUGGGUGAGUCGAUGUCCACGAAAUUAUCGUCUGGCGCGCGGGUCGUGGGUGGCUCGGGAACAUGUGACGCAGGGUCGGCGAUAGCGAUGGCGCGGCUGCCGGGCUGCCCACCACCACCACCACCACUGGGACCGUCUUGCUGUCUCCUGCUGGUGCCAUCAGGGUGCAUACGACGAUACAUCUCGUAGGUCUCGAACAGCCGCUGGCGCCUCGCACGUGCCUCGGCUCGGUCUCUAUAGCGGCUCGGCGCCGGGGAUCCCCACUCGUCACCCAUUUCGGGGUUGGGGGUGGGCGUCGGGGUGGGGGCGCGGCGCGGCUCUCGGUCGGGAGGGGAGUUUGCCACCUGGUUGCCGCUGCCGCCUCCUCCCCGUUGUUCUCCGGAAGGCGCCACUGGCUGGUUGUGGACGCGACGACGCUCGCGAGCCGCCUCCCUGUCCUGUCGGCGGCCCGCGGCCUCCUCCUGUCGGAGGCUAUCGAGAAAGGCAUCCUCACGUCGCGCCUGUCGCUCCUCCCUUAUCCGGUCCCUCUCUCUGUCGAAGGCGGCGCUGGCGAUGCGGAUGCGCUCACGGCCGUACUCAGCGAUGGCCUGCAGCUCCUCCAUGUGCCGCUGUGCGUAGGCCCGUCGCUCCGCCAUCCGCUGCCGCCUCGCACGUUCUGCACGCUCCUCAGGACUGGCCGAGGGGUCGUCAGGGUCGUUGUCAGGAUCUGGAUCAUCAGUCACUGAUGGACAGCAACCGGCACACACACACACACACACAGUGGGUGGAGCGUAUGGACGGCUGACUGAUUGACUGACGUUAGUGAGUGGGUGAGCCAACUCACCGUUCGCCAGCUGUGCGAGUGGGCCGAGCAGUUCGCUGGGGACGUCAUCAUGUCGGCUGGAUGGGCCGGAUGGCGGGGGCGGGGGUGCACGGGUCAUCGGCGGUGGGUAGUCGAGAGGCGUCGGCCAGUCGUCGAAGUCCCGGCGGCGACGACGGGAGGGCAGAAAGAAGGGGCGAUACUCCCCCGGCCCCCCCAUCACAUCACCACCGCCUCGGGACGCAGCGGCCGACGGAUGCCGCGCCUGACACACCGGAUGGGAUGGAUGGACGGAGAGAUUCACACGACACAACACAACACAACGCAACACAGCACAAGAGAUGCUGUGGGUGUGAGAAUGGUUUGGUUGCAGAGGGAGGUGUGUGCGUACCGCAGCUUGGUGUAGGUUGAGACGGCAGAGUGGGCAGCUGGCGUGCUUCUCGAGCCACUCAUCCAGGCACCACACUGACAACAGACAGACAGACAGCCAGACAGGUACAUCGCAUCGAGUGCUGUCACACGAGUGCGUGGCUCUACUGCGCGAGCGGCUUGGUGCCUACUGUGGUAUUUGUGUCCGCAUUCAUCCACUCGUCUGAGCUGUGCCAGUACAUGCAUCUCCUCGUGGCAUAUCGCACACACCUGCCAAGCCAGCCCCGCCAGCCAACACAACACGACACGACACGACAACCAAACCACAACCAAAUACACACCACACAUGUUCUCCCUCUCAGUCAUCCCUCACUCACCUGUUUGUCGUUGCCAUCCUCCUGGCCCGUCCCCUUCUUAUCCUCCCCACCAGCGCCCUCUGACACAGCAGCGGCAGCCGCACCACCACCACCACCACUAGCACCACCACCAGCACCACUGGCAGAUGCGGCCGCCGGUGCAGUCUCACUGCUCUCGCCCCCACCCUUGUCCUUGUCCUUAUCGCCCCCCCCACCAGCUGAUGACUGUGAGGACGGCUUGGCUGGCGCAGGGAAGUCUGCAAAGCGGUCAGGGUGUUUCGUCCAGAAGUCGUGCACGGCGUCCUCGGCCAAGGUGGCGCCAUUCACCACUACCGAUGUGGCCUUGCGGAUCUCACUGGACACAGCAGGGACACAGCAGGCAUAGCGAAACACGUGUUUGUACUCAGUCAUUGUGUCCUCUCUCUCUGUCUGUCUGUCUGUCUGCUUGUCCACUGUCGCUUACGCAAAAGUGAGAGGCAUAUCAGGUCGCAUGAAGAGCCGCGGCCUCAUGUCAAUGUCCGGGCGGUGCCUCAGCGAGGUGGGCUCCUCGGCAGCCACCACCCGUGCACCCGCCCCAGUGGCCAUAUUGCGCGCCCGCCAUCUCUGCCGCGCCUCAAGCCGCCCCUGCUCCCAUAUCGAUGCCCCCCGAUCUCUCUCCCGCCCCUCCCACGCCCUUGGCCGCCCGCCAAACCGAGGCACGUCGUCCAUGCUAUCGUCGUCACGGUCAUCCGGGGGAGGCCGUCGCCGCAGGACAUCCAUGAAGUGAGCCCCCCGCCCCCGCCGCUCUGGAGGCGGGCUUGGGGGCGCGUCCAUCAGGAAAUCAGACGGACGGUAUUGAAAUUGCGGUUCGCGCAUCUCUGCCAGUGCACGAUCCGCAAGAGGAAGUGUGUCGAUGUCGACUUGGGGAGGCGCACUGUCUCCGGCCUCGCUGCCGAUGGACUCAGGGGGUGACGGCGGGACGGGGGAGGGCGACGGCCUGGGCAGGUCCUCCGAGGUGAUCCUCCCAGCGUCUGCAGCAGCCUGGUCCAUCAUCUGGUGGGCGGCGGUCUCCCCCCAGCGCGGCCCGUGUUGCUGAUGGUCGGGUCGUUGGAAGAAGUUCAUCAUCUCCGAAAAGAUCCGCUCUGCUCCCCAGUUCCGUCCCCCAGUGGCAGGCUGGUUGGCCGUCGACGGGGCCCCUUCCGGCUGGUGGUGCCCCUCUGUCGCCGCACUCGCAGCAGCCGCAGCUCCGUUGGCGCUGGUGCUCGCCGCUGGCGGGUCGGCCUCCACCAUCAACGAAACAUGGGCCGAGAGAGGGCUCUCGGCAUGAUGCGAUGACGAAGGUGGUGGGGCAGCGCUCUCGCUGAUCCGCAGACGCACCUCUCCACCAUUAUUCAGGUCGGUCCGUCGUGCGGGCGGAGGUGUCGGUCUCGGCCGCGGUGUCGGCGGCCGAUCCAGCCGGGCCGAUGGCCGAGGGCUCUCACGCAAGGGCACAUUCUGGAUGCGACGCCUCUCACGUGCUGGUGCCUCCCCACCGACAUGGUGGCCGGACGGCCCGGCUUCGGCCGGCGGUGGAACGGUGCCAGUGGCGACUCGCAUGUCCGGCUGGCGCAAGACGGGCACACGCACGGCGCGGUUGUCGGAUGGCGACGCUGGCUCGGGGAAGGGAGGGACGGCUGGCCAUGGAGAGAAGGAGUCGGGGAGCUGGGCUGGUGGCGAUGCUGGUCGGAGAGCGAUGACCACGGGGGAUGAGGUGUCCUCGUUGGGUCCCUCGCCCUCGGGAGCCGACGAACUCAUGCUCCGCUAUGCUGUGCGACGAUGGCGAUGAUCAGAUGCAAAUCAGAUGCGCCGAGAUGUCCUGCCGACGCACAUCCCUACUUGGUCCGACAGGAGUAGAAACACCAGUAAAGGCCGCAGUGAUCGAUAAGCAUACGAUGUCCCUCCUUCCAUUUCCA
Messenger RNA from Vitrella brassicaformis, 3855 nucleotides. Lineage: Eukaryota; Vitrellaceae. The record is from the annotation of a GenBank genome assembly.